This is a messenger RNA of Porites lobata, 1209 nucleotides long. The record is from the annotation of a GenBank genome assembly. Lineage: Eukaryota; Metazoa; Cnidaria; Anthozoa; Scleractinia; Poritidae.
AUGCUAGUUAGGGAGCAACCGGUGCAAUUUCAAGUUGAUUGUGCUGCAAGUGCAAAUAUUUUACCCCUGAAGUAUGCUGAGGGCGAGGAAUUUGACUCGUGUUCGCAAAUGCUUGUCAUGUGGAAUGGAACUAAAGUGACGCCUGUUGGUUCCUGUGUGUUGCCUGUUGUGAAUUCGAAAACUAAUGAGAAGUACAAGGUCCGGUUUCUAGUCGUGAAAGAAGAUUUGACCCCUCUGCUUGGCUUAAAUGCAACAGAAAAAAUGAAGCUGUUAACUGUACACAAGAAAAACUUCAUUAAGGAGGCUGUGUCACGGCAGUCCAGUUCAUUUUGUUUAAUUUUGCCAGUUACUCGCCCUCAAUCGCUAUGGAACUUACUGCGCUUUUCACAAACAUGCGAACUUAAGUUCAAAAGCCGCCUUCACAAUUGUGUUUUUCGCUACCGUCAAUCCUAAUUACGAUCACAAGCAACGAACCUGGAAACACAGAAACACAAGACGGAUCGAAAUCCACCAAUCACAAAUCACAAACCUUGACCUUUUGAACCCGUUAAAGCAAACUUUUGUUUCCUAAGAGGUCCGUUAAGAUGAUUGACGGCAGCGAAAAACGCAAUCGUCAGUUGGCUUUUGAACUUCAGAAUUCGCAUGUUUGUGGAAAGCGCAGUAAAGUAAAUUACUUGUAAAUGACAUAAGCAGAGAUUCGAGACCAACAAAUAUGUCUCCUGAGCAUUAUUUUUGAAGUUGCAAACAGCAGAGGUAAACUUUGAAAAACUGGUAGGCUGAACAGUUUUCAAAAACCCCAACUUCAAUCCGUUUCAAUCUUCUUCAGUUUUGCCCAUCCGUGGCAUCUGUUGUAUCUGUUGUGUUAUUUUAACCUUCCUUUAAUGUUUUAAGCGGUCAUUAUUAUGUUUCUCUUAAUUUAAUGGGCAUUUUGUAAUUACCCAAUUUGGCUGAAUUUCGUGACACAGUUCCUUUAAUGUCGUAGAGAAUGCAAAUGAUGAUCUCACAGUUGAGUACGUGGAUGGUUUUAACAGAGCUCUCGGAACACUUCUAGGAAACGUUCACCUGCAAGUUGACCCAGAUUGCAAACCUGUUAUCCUUCCAGCAAGAAAAGUCCCCGUGUCUGUUCAGCUCCAAAGGCUAGAACGUCUUAAAGUCAUCAUUCCUGUUGACGAACCGACAGAGGGGGUUAGUCAGAUUGUUGUAGCUGUA